GUCUUUCUGAGAGCCGGGAAAGGGGGAGCGUCUUGGUUCUAACUCGCCCGCCCGGCCCCUCUCCCCGCUCCCCGCUCCCUCUGCAGCUAGAGCUACGGACGCCACCGGAUGUGGGGCGGGGGAGGCCAGGGGCAGCGGGGGCCCGAGAGCCCGGGGGCACGUAGGAGACCCUGUCGGGCUCCAGCCCAAAAGAACGAGAAAGAGAAGAGAGUGGAGCCAGGGAGAGACGGGCAGACUGGGAGAGGCCCGGAGGCAGGGGCAGGCAAAUUGGGAACCGCCCUGCUGCUGGACUCGGUUCUCUCCCACUUCUGGAGCCCAUGCACGUGUUGAUUUAGGGUCAAAAGAUCCCUCCCCCCCACCCCAUCAGCCCCUUCCUCCCCACCCCCUCCAGCAGAGGGAAGAGAGAAAGGGGGAAAGACGGGCCCAGGUAGCCGCGGUGGCCGAGAUGUGAAACUGACUCAGGCUGUGGGGUGGCUCUGGGACUUGUGCGACUGUUUGUGUGUGACUGUCCCAGGGACUUGUGUGUGCCGCCGUUGGUGUGGUCCUAUUGCACGCCGUGACUUUCAUUAUUCGUACGUGGCUAUUUCGGGGUGUCCGUGGGGGUGGCGGCGGCUGUUCCAGGGUGUACGAAGGACUGUGGCAGGAUUCCGGCUGGGCUUGUGUUUCGUGUGUGUGUGUGAGAAUGAGUGUGUGACACCGCUGUGUGCUCUUUUUCAGCCAUUACUUCCUGAGUUUUCGGGACAUCUUAUCGGCCUCCAAUCGAUGCCUGGGCUCGUAAGAUCGGAAGACUGACAAGGGGUUGGGGCGCUGAACCCGGACCGUGCUGGCUGUGGAAAGGAGCCGCUGCCGCGGCGCGGAUUGCUGGAUUGCUGGCAGACGCAGCCCUCGUCCGGACGCUGCCUCCUGAGCGCCCUCCGGGGCUCCCUGGCCUGCUGUUUGGGACUAACUCGGAUCUGGAAGAGAGCAAGAGAUCUUAGGAAUGAUGGCAGGGGUCGGGGCCCCCUUCGCCAAUGGCUGCGGGGCCUGCGCUCCCUCGGAGGCCGAGGCUCUUCACCUAUGCCGGAGUUUGGAAGUAGGCACAGUCAUGACCUUGUUCUACUCCAAGAAAUCCCAGCGACCUGAGAGGAAAACCUUCCAGGUCAAGUUGGAGACCCGACAGAUCACGUGGAGUCGAGGGGCAGAUAAAAUCGAGGGAGCGGUCGAUAUUCGUGAAAUCAAGGAGAUCCGGCCUGGGAAAACCUCUCGUGAUUUUGACCGUUACCAGGAGGACCCGGCCUUCCGGCCCGACCAGUCCCAUUGCUUUGUUAUCCUGUAUGGCAUGGAAUUCCGUCUGAAAACGCUGAGUCUGCAAGCCACAUCGGAGGACGAAGUGAAUAUGUGGAUCAAAGGCUUGAACUGGUUGGUGACUGACACCGUGCAGGCGGCCACGCCCCUGCAGAUCGAGAGGUGGCUCCGGAAGCAGUUCUACUCUGUGGAUCGGAAUCGGGAAGACAGGAUUUCUGCCAAGGAUCUUAAGAACAUGCUGUCCCAGGUCAACUACCGAGUUCCCAACAUGCGGUUCCUGAGGGAACGGUUGACGGACAUGGAGCAGCGGAGCGGGGACAUCACCUAUGGCCAGUUUGCCCAGCUCUACCGCAGCCUCAUGUUCAGUGCCCAGAAAUCGAUGGACCUUCCUUUCCUGGAAGCCGGCACCCUGAGGGGCGGGGAUCGACCCGAGCUCUGCAGAAUUUCCCUGUCGGAAUUUCAGCAGUUUCUCCUGGAAUACCAGGGGGAGCUGUGGGCCACUGACAGGCUGCAGGUGCAGGAGUUCAUGCUCAGCUUCCUCCAGGACCCACUUCGGGAAAUCGAGGAGCCCUACUUCUUCCUGGAUGAGUUUGUUACCUUCCUGUUUUCCAAAGAGAAUAACAUCUGGAACUCCCAGCUGGAUUCGGUGUGCGUGGACACCAUGAACAACCCUCUGUCUCAGUAUUGGAUCUCUUCAUCUCACAACACGUACCUGACCGGGGACCAGUUCUCCAGCGAGUCCUCCUUGGAGGCCUAUGCGCGGUGCCUCCGAAUGGGCUGCCGAUGCAUCGAGUUGGACUGCUGGGAUGGGCCAGACGGGAUGCCAGUCAUUUACCAUGGACACACCCUCACCACCAAGAUCAAGUUCUCUGAUGUUCUGCACACUAUCAAGGAGCACGCCUUCGUGACCUCGGAGUACCCCGUGAUCUUGUCCAUUGAGGAUCAUUGCAGCAUUGCUCAGCAGAGAAACAUGGCCCAGUACUUCAAGAAAGUAUUUGGGGACACGCUUCUCACCAAGCCCGUGGACAUUGCGGCUGACGGUCUGCCUUCGCCCAACCAGCUCAAGAGAAAAAUCCUUAUCAAGCACAAGAAGCUGGCAGAGGGCAGUGCCUACGAGGAGGUGCCCACGUCGGUGAUGUACUCGGAGAACGACAUCAGCAAUUCCAUCAAGAACGGCAUCCUCUAUUUGGAAGACCCCAUUAAUCACGAGUGGUACCCGCACUAUUUUGUACUGACCAGCAGCAAAAUCUAUUACUCAGAGGAGACCAACAGUGACCAGGGCAACGAGGACGAGGAGGAGCCAAAGGAGGUGAGCAGCAGUGCCGAGCUGCACUCCAGCGAGAAAUGGUUCCACGGGAAGCUCGGGGCCGGUCGGGACGGGCGACACAUCGCCGAGCGGCUGCUUACCGAGUACUGCAUUGAGACCGGGGCCCCCGACGGUUCCUUUCUGGUCCGGGAGAGCGAGACCUUUGUGGGGGACUACACCCUGUCCUUCUGGCGGAACGGGAAGGUGCAGCACUGCCGGAUCCACUCCCGUCAGGACGCGGGCAGCCCCAAGUUCUUCCUCACAGACAACCUGGUGUUUGACUCGCUCUAUGACCUCAUCACCCACUACCAGCAGGUGCCGCUGCGGUGCAACGAGUUCGAGAUGCGCCUCACGGAGCCCGUGCCUCAGACUAAUGCGCACGAGAGCAAAGAGUGGUACCAUGCCAGUCUGACCCGAGCCCAGGCGGAGCAUAUGCUGAUGCGGGUGCCCCGGGACGGGGCCUUCCUCGUGCGAAAGCGGAGCGAGCCCAACUCCUACGCCAUCUCCUUCCGGGCAGAAGGGAAGAUCAAACAUUGCCGGGUCCAGCAGGAGGGGCAGACGGUGAUGCUGGGGAACUCCGAGUUUGACAGCCUUGUAGAUCUCAUCAGUUACUAUGAGAAGCAUCCACUGUAUCGAAAGAUGAAGCUCCGGUACCCCAUCAAUGAGGAGGCACUGGAGAAGAUGGGCACGGCGGAACCUGACUAUGGAGCUCUGUAUGAAGGACGGAAUCCAGGUUUCUACGUGGAGGCAAAUCCUAUGCCAACUUUUAAGUGUGCUGUCAAAGCCCUCUUUGACUACAAGGCACAGCGGGAAGAUGAGCUGACCUUUACGAAGAGUGCCAUCAUCCAGAAUGUGGAAAAGCAGGAGGGAGGCUGGUGGAGGGGAGACUACGGAGGGAAGAAGCAGCUCUGGUUUCCAUCCAACUAUGUGGAAGAGAUGGCCAAUCCUGCCACUUUAGAGCCUGAGAGGGAGCAGUUGGAUGAGAACAGCCCCCUGGGAGAUCUGCUCCGUGGAGUCCUGGAUGUGCCCGCCUGCCAGAUCGCUAUCCGCCCCGAGGGGAAGAACAACCGACUCUUUGUGUUCUCGAUCAGCAUGGCAUCCAUUGCCCAUUGGUCCUUGGAUGUGGCUGCUGAUUCCCAGGAGGACCUACAGGACUGGGUGAAAAAGAUCCGAGAGGUUGCCCAGACUGCGGAUGCCCGGCUCACGGAGGGAAAGAUGAUGGAACGAAGGAAGAAAAUUGCCUUAGAGCUGUCUGAACUUGUCAUUUACUGUCGGCCCGUCCCCUUCGAUGAGGAUAAGAUUGGCACUGAGCGGGCCUGUUACCGAGACAUGUCAUCCUUCCCUGAGACCAAGGCAGAGAAAUACGUGAAUAAGACCAAAGGCAAGAAGUUCUUGCAGUAUAAUCGGCUUCAGCUGUCACGCAUUUACCCCAAGGGCCAACGGCUGGACUCUUCCAACUAUGACCCUUUGCCCAUGUGGAUUUGUGGCAGCCAACUUGUGGCCCUCAACUUCCAGACUCCAGACAAACCCAUGCAGAUGAACCAGGCCUUAUUCAUGUCCAGUGGGCGUUGUGGCUACGUGAUGCAGCCAAGCAACAUGAGAGAUGAAGCCUUCGACCCCUUUGACAAGUGUAGCUUGCGUGGGAUAGAGCCAUGUGCGGUCUGCAUUGAGGUCCUGGGGGCCCGGCACCUCCCCAAGAACGGCCGUGGCAUCGUGUGUCCUUUUGUGGAGAUUGAGGUGGCUGGAGCCGACUAUGACAACAUGAAGCACAAGACGGAAUUUGUGGUGGACAAUGGUCUGAACCCCGUUUGGCCGGCAAAGCCCUUCCACUUCCAGAUCAGCAACCCCGAGUUUGCUUUCCUGCGCUUUGUGGUAUAUGAAGAAGAUAUGUUCAGUGACCAGAAUUUCUUGGCUCAGGCCACCUUCCUGGUGAAAGGCCUAAAGACAGGAUACAGAGCGGUGCCUUUGAAGAAUAACUACAGUGAGGACUUGGAGUUGGCCUCUCUGCUUAUCAAAAUAGAUAUAUUUCCUGCCAAGCAGGAGAACGGGGAGAUCAGUCCCUUUGGCAGCUCGUCGUUCCGAGAACGGGGCUCCGAAUCUUCUGGCCAGCUGCUCCACGGCCGAGCCCGGGAGGGCUCCUUUGAAGCUCGCUACCAGCAGCCCUUCGAGGACUUCCGCAUCUCCCAGGAGCACCUAGCAGACCACUUUGACAGCCGGGAACGAAGGGCACUUCGGAGAACUCGUAUCAAUGGAGACAACCGCCUCUAGACUUCACCGCACCGGCCUUUGAGAAUUAGGCGGGUUUGAGCAGCAGAUGCCUCGUGGAAUUCUGUGAACUGGCCCUUCCUGCAGGCAGCCCUCCUGGGUUCUCUGUCCGAUGUUCCGGCAGAGAUCCGUCACACAAACACCAAGCCAUUGUUCAGCUGUUGUACUGUCGUGAGUCUGUUCACUCUUGUCCAUGGUAAAGGCAAGAAGACUAUACCAUGCCUGGCAUUGAGCACAAAAUCUUGUCUCGGCCCCCCAGAGACUGGUGCUCUCAUCUCACCUCUCCUGGAAAGGACAGGGCCCUUGUCCCGGCUCCCUCGCUCACAGGGAGCGUGGGCAGGUCAGUCACCUUUGCCCCCAACAGAGCUCCUGGGGCUCUGAGGAGCACGGACAGAUUCCCGAGACUGGCCGAGGGGCUGACUGCUGACUUUGCUGGUUCCUGAAGGGACCCACAAAGACCCCCAAGAACAAAGUUUACAUCCUCCUGUAGCUUUAAAACCACAAACGAACAGCAUGAGAGGGCUAAUGUUCCUGAGUGGUUUGUCCCCUGACCGAUCCAGACCCAACUUGAUGGUUGCCUUGUUAGUGAGACCUGAAACCCCACAGGGGCAUCUGUGCUGAAUAUUUUACUUGGGGAGUGGGACAAGAAAGGCAGUAUUGCAGACAUAGCAGUGUGGCCCUGGAACACUAACCCUCUUUCAGGAUGGAAUGCUCUCCUGAAGUUAAAACAUGUUACAAACAGCAGUAUUAUUUUUUCUUCUAAAUUGUAUUGUAACUAAGUUAUUUACCCCCCUCCCUUCCCAAUACUGUUCCUGUUAUCACAAGUAAACCCUUAAAGCAGGUGGCAUUUAAAAAAAAAAAAGACCCCUGCCAACCACCCAUGUGCAGCCUCCUGAGCUGAGCUGAGGGCCAGCUGAGAUGCUCAGAGGUGGCUGGUUGGUGGGCCUUUGAGAAGUGACACUUAGGCAGUGUCAGUGAAGAGGCUGGGGAUAAUAGCUGACUCAAAAAAAUUUUUUUAAGGGAAAGGGGCCACAUUUUAGGAUUCUUAAGUUUUUUAGGCUUGAAAAGGGAAUUUGAAGUUAUAUUCAUCAAGAGCAACAGAGAACAUUGGGAAAUCCCUAUGUCUGAUGUUGAAUGGCCAGGAAGGCAUCUAUGAGGCUGAACUAGAAGCUUGGAUACUGUGGUUUUUGUUAUCUAUUUGGAAUGACUGACUUUCUUUCCCCAAGGGGAAAGCCUUCCCUCAGACCUGACAGGCUAACUUGGGUGGGGAGAAGAGACACUGUAGGCCUACAACUGGUGUCUCAUAUCCUGGGUGUGAGAAAAUAGAUGCUUGCCCUGGGGCAGGAGCUCAGAGGAGGCUCGGUCCUCAGCCACCUUCUUUCAGCACAGGCAAACCUCUCACCCCCAAUUUUGGGUCCUCAGGACCCCGACUACCAAAUGAAAAGGCUUCAGGUGAUUCCGCCCCCUCCCCCCCAUUGGUGUAUUCUUUAUGGAGGCAAGGGCAGAACUGGGAAGCUAUUAGCACUUAGUCACCUAUAAUGAGCUUUUGGCAGUAAGCAAAGAUGUUACCAGAUAAAUUGGAAAUAUAGGGUGUCCUAAAAGUCUUAGUGCUGUUGUAAAUUACUGAAGCAAGUUUAGUAAAUUAAAAUUAAAGUUUUAGUAGCUUACAAUGGCACUAAGAUUUUGGGGACAUCCUAUAUUGUCAAAAGAUUUGUCUAUACUACAGCUUCUUUUUGCCUGACUGUGUCUAUCAUUCCCCUUAAAGUGGUAGGGAGAGAAGGCAGUUAAGCAGGGAAGGUUCCAAUUUCUUAUUUCAAAACUUCCAUUCAUACAAGCUAUUCCCAUAAGGCCAGCAACCCAGGAGGUCUAUCUUCUGUCAGGUUGUAAAGAAAUUUAAUAAACUCUUAUCUCUCCUGUUCCCCCUGAACCCUGUCCUUAAAAGGCCCCAAGCUGCUCUGAAAGCAGACCUAUCUCUGGCUAGACUGCUGCUGAGCAAGUAUUUCAUAUAAACUAUCUCCCAUCUCAAUCUCGUGUUUCAGCAGUUUACAUAUAAGCCUAGGCAAGACUUCAGAUAGUCACUGUAGGAUGAAUUCCUAAAGCUCAAGGCAUACGUGUUCCCCAGGAAUAAGAAUAUCUAAAGAGAAACUAAAUCUGUCCAGGAAGAUGAUGUUUUUGUUAAUCAACUGCAGGUGGAAUAAAAAUUACCAUAAAGAAAAACAAUUUGAACUCCAAGCUAUAUAGAAUGCCUAAAGGAGCAUUAAAAACAAAAACAAAAACAAAAAAAAAAACUUGUUUUAUAAGUGUUUCAUUGGAACUUAGAAAGUAUAUGGCUCAGUUUGUUCUUCAUGCCAUCAUUACCUUGUUCUUCUCCAAAAGGAGAUUGACCCCCCAAAAAAGGACUUCCAUUAACCUGUGGUGCCUGUGAGAGGCAUUAUUUUGCAGAGAUUUGGGAAAGAUGUUAUUGGGGUACUUAAAGGUCACCGAGCCAAAAGCAUGAGGAAGGACCUGGUUGAAUGUCCAUCCAUCAGCCCUCCCAGGAUUUUCCUCCUGGGCUCUAUUGGAAACAUAUGGUCUAGUCCACCCAAAGGGGAAGAGGACUCUCUGUUAUUCAUAGGUGGGACUGAAACAAAAAAACUUUUCAUUUGUUUUCUCCUGGAGGGCAUUAAAUGACUAGGCAUCAGGCAAAGUGAUCCCUCCCAUUGUUCCCAUAAAAAAGGCAGCCCAGGCCACCUCAUGGCAGCCUUGAAGUAUGUACGCAUUACUGUGUAGGAGUCUGUUUCCAAUUCUGUUGGGUUUUUUAAAUUCCUUGAUUCUGGGUUUCCAUUCUAUUAUUAUUUUGGUUUUUAAUAUUAGAAAAAUGGUAACAUCUUUGAUGCCACGAGAGCUUUUUCUGAUUAGUAAAUGGCGAGGAUGGACAGUGGUGCAUACCAUUGUCAAGUCUACUUCAUUACAAAAUGUACUUUGUUCAUUUAUUCUGACAAGUUUAGUUUUUAUGAAUAAAUACCUCAGUUUAUUAGCAAA
Antechinus flavipes (yellow-footed antechinus) is the source of this 7876-nucleotide messenger RNA. RefSeq names its product phospholipase C gamma 1 (gene PLCG1). Gene Ontology annotation, molecular function: calcium ion binding; protein binding; phosphatidylinositol-4,5-bisphosphate phospholipase C activity. Gene Ontology annotation, biological process: phosphatidylinositol-mediated signaling; phospholipid catabolic process; positive regulation of epithelial cell migration. Bases 980 to 4858 code for a protein of 1292 amino acids. Lineage: Eukaryota; Metazoa; Chordata; Mammalia; Dasyuromorphia; Dasyuridae. The record is from RefSeq and is a predicted model, not a curated record. The transcript is spliced from 33 exons.